Messenger RNA from Alnus glutinosa, 1152 nucleotides. RefSeq names its product cysteine-rich repeat secretory protein 38-like. The record is from RefSeq and is a predicted model, not a curated record. Bases 1 to 1152 code for a protein of 383 amino acids. The transcript has 5 exons. Lineage: Eukaryota; Viridiplantae; Streptophyta; Magnoliopsida; Fagales; Betulaceae.
AUGUUUUCCUCAACACUAGUUUUCUUCGUAUCUGCCAUUUUCAUUCUCACUGCCCAAGCCGUCGCGCGCCCAGACUUUCUCUAUCACUUUUGUAACUACACCACUAAUAGUACCUAUGGGGCAAACUUGAAUGACCUCCUCUUCUCCCUCUCCUCCACCACCGAAAUUGACCAUGGGUUCUUCCAUUCCGCUUACGGCCAAAACUCUAACCCAGUAUUUGCAAUUGGGCUUUGUAGAGGAGAUGUCAACCCAAAUGUUUGCCGUGGUUGCCUCAAUAAUGCUGCGUCUCUUCUCCUGGAGCGCUGUCCCCAGCAAAAGGAGGCAAUUGGGUGGUAUGACGAAUGCAUGCUACGCUACUCAAACCGGUCGAUCUUUUCCACCAUGGAAGAAGAGCCCAGCAAAUUUCUGUGGAAUACGAUGGAUAUAACAGAGCCAGACCGCUUCCGGAAGCUGGUCGAAGCCACGUUGAAUGACUCGGUGCCUCGGGCUGCAAAUGCUUCAUCCGGUGAUAAAAAGUUUGCCGUUAAAGAAGCCAGUUUUACAGAAUUGCAAACUCUGUACAGCCUUGUCCAGUGCACCCCUGACAUAUCCAGCUCUGAUUGCAAUAUGUGUCUUCGGAGAGCCAUGGCAAACCUACCGAUGUGUUGUGAUGGAAAGCAAGGGGGUAGAGUUCUGUAUCCAAGUUGUAAUCUUAGGUACGAAACGUACCAGUUUUACCAGAUACAAUCCGUCCCCACACCGUCACCGUCACCGUCACCGUCACCAACACAAACACCAAUGCUUCUUCCUCCUGCAUCGCAUCUUCCUGCUCCAGCUGCAGGGCAAGUUCGUAGGCCUGAAAUCGGCAUCUUUAUAGUUGUGCUAGCUGCUGCUUUCGCGGCACUAAUUAUAAUCACCACAGGCGUCCGUGUCAGUGUGAAGGCGAUAUUGAAGAACAAUAGAAGUCUCUCUUUGCUUGAUCAGAAAUUCAAUCAGCUUGGGAAGAAGCUCAGUAGCAUGAUAUUUUGUAACUCACGCAAGAAGAAAGAUGGAUCUUUUGUCAGUACUCCCAUUAAUGAAGAAAAAGGGAUCCAAGAGCUUAUAGCUCAACCUCUGCCAAGGAGUGAUGAUGAUGCUGUGAUGCCUUCCUCAUCCACUAGCGAGUUUGAGUAG